Messenger RNA from Eremothecium sinecaudum, 543 nucleotides. It is a transcript of the gene COA1, whose product is annotated as Coa1p. Gene Ontology annotation, cellular component: mitochondrial inner membrane. The transcript has a single exon. The record is from RefSeq and is a predicted model, not a curated record. Bases 1 to 543 code for a protein of 180 amino acids. Lineage: Eukaryota; Fungi; Ascomycota; Saccharomycetes; Saccharomycetales; Saccharomycetaceae. Gene Ontology annotation, biological process: mitochondrial respiratory chain complex IV assembly.
AUGUUAAGUAGAAGUUUUGCAGGUAUAGGUAAGACUGCAAGGCUACGGUUACCUGUUAGCAGGCCGCUUUGCCGCUUUAUGUCAACAGAGCCGGAAAUUGUACUGAAGGAUAAAUCACGGCCUAUGAGGAUCGAGAGAGAGCUGCCUGAUAUAAAUAAAGGUAAACUUCAAAGAAGACUGGGCUUUGUGGGGUUUUUAGUUACUAUUGGUGUUAGUUUUCUGGCUAUUGUCAAUUAUGAGAAGACUCAGUCACCAAUUGUUACUAACUCUCUUUACCAACUAAGGCGGUCGCCAGCUACACGAGAUUUAUUGGGUGAUCAUGUCGAUUUUGAUGGGUUAGUACCUUGGGUAUAUGGUCAGUUGAAUCAAGUUGCGGGAAAUAUCAAUAUCAAAUUCUACGUGAAAGGAUCUAAAGGCGUUACAGGUGUUGUCACACUUGUUGCUAGCAGAGAAAGUAAACUUGAGAGCUUCAUGAUCCAUGAAUGGUGCCUGACAGUCGGCGAUACCAAAGUGGACCUCUUAGAGGAAGGCGGUGCUUUAUAA